ACAUGGACGCAAAUGAUUCAGUCAAAGAACGGCUGCAUUGUAGAAGAGCCACACAACAUUCAAUGUUGGAUCAUGUAGCUACAGUAGCGUGUCCUCAGUACAAAAGUAGUGACCUAGAUUUCCCUCUUGUGAUGUGGUUAGGUUUCUACGAGCGGCUGUGUAGAAAUCUUCCCAUUCUUGAGGUCCAAAACAGACAACAAGUCCUGGAGCUAACUCGCGGUUUACGGGAGCGUUCAGCCUAAAGCAACACUUUAUGCAAGGAAUUUGUUCUGAGUUUAAAUUCACGCUAAAACUACCAAAAUGGAGAUUCGCGAAGGGGCAGCAGCAGCAGUAGGCGACAACGUGCUUGACUACUCCCGUUUGAGCCUGGACACUUUCUCCGUCGACAGUGUUAGCGACGAGAGGAAGAAGGACACAAAACAGCUCUACCUGAACUACAACCGGUUAGCCUCGCUGCCCUCGUCGGUCAGCCUUUUCUGCAACCUCGAGUUUUUGGACAUCAGCAACAACGGGCUGUCGGCCAUCUGUGAGGGGAUAACACGGCUGCCCAGGCUGAGGCAGCUGAUAGCCAAGAACAACCGACUGGACGAGUUCUCGCUGCCCAAAGAGUUCGGCUCUCUGCAGCUGGAAGUGUUGAACUUUAGUGGGAAUAGAUUCGAGGAGAUACCACUUCAGUGUAUGAAGCUGGUCCGUCUGCAGUCGCUUUCCCUCGGCGGAAACCGAUUGAAAAGCAUACCUUCAGAGAUAGAAAACCUAACCAGUCUGGAGCUGUUAUAUCUGGGUGGAAAUUUCAUCACAGCCAUUCCUCCAGAAGUGGCUAACCUGCCCUACCUCAGCUACCUGGUCCUGUGUGACAACCGCAUCCAAAGUGUCCCCCCGCAGCUCACCAGGCUCUACUCAUUGCGAUCUUUAAGUCUCCACAACAACUUGCUCACCUACCUACCGAGGGAGAUCCUCUCCCUUGUGCAUCUGCAAGAGCUCAGUCUCCGUGGCAACCCACUGGUCGUGCGCUUUGUCAAGGAGAUGACCUACGACCCUCCGUCGCUGCUAGAGUUGGCAGCCCGCACCGCCAAGAGCCGGAAUGUUCCCUACUCGCCCUGCGACCUGCCCUCCAACCUGCUCGGCUACCUGGACCUGGCCAGCAAGUGCCCCAACCCCAAGUGUGCCGGCGUCUACUUUGAUUCAUGUGUGCGCCAGAUCAAGUUUGUGGACUUCUGUGGAAAGUACCGGCUGCCCCUCAUGCACUACCUGUGCUCCCCAGAGUGCACGUCUCCCUGCAGCUCCAACCCCCAGAGCGACGCCGAGUCAGAGGACGAGAGCAGCGUGCCCGCCUACCGCCUGCAGAGGGUGCUUCUGGGAUAGCACGACGUUAUGGAGCAGCCUCUGAGCCUGUCAGUCCUGUCACUGUUAACCACUUAUACAGAGAUGAACCUGGCUGUCAGACUUUACUCCACAUAAACUCAGACACACUGACACACAGUAAUGCUACUUUACUGUCUGGAACAACUUCCUCCUACGGACCUGGAAACAUAUUGACUUCAUUUGAUUGGAUAUAAAGAAUCCGUUCUCUCACCACAUAUUACACUACGUAAAACAAGUGAAGAAGACCUUAUUGUUCCAAGCAGAGGUUGCGCUAGACUUUUUCGCUGCCCGUCAUUUUGACGGACAGGAUCGUAAAACUUCCGUCAAAAUCCAGAAUAACCCGUCGGCCUUUACACAACUCUGACGAGGGUGGGGGGGGGGCGAUAGCAUGCUUGUGAACUGUCAACGGGGGUCUGGUCUCAUGGUGGAGCAUACAAUGGCAGUGAAACUGUGAAAGUGAGUGAAUGAGUGACAGGGCUCUUUUCAAUGCAGCAAACAUUAUCUUUUGACACAUGGUGCCAAAGUACAUACAUUUUCUGAAAGUUUGGAUAUGAACAAUUGUAUGUAUUUUGUCUUGCUACUAGUGACACACAGCCUCCUCCUUCUGGGUGAGCAUCAAAGCUGCUUUGCCAAUUAGGAUGAAAAGUCUAGGAUAAAAAAAAAAGGCUUAGUUAAAACUCUGAGUGCAAUGUGUGAGAUGGUCUUAUUUACACUGUGUGGUUGUGAUGUCCCGAACAAAAUGAAAAGAUCAAGGUUUAUCUGUUGGUCUGCACCAUGGUCAACUCACAACAGCCUUGAUCAUUGGUUUGCUAUCAUGGCAUAGUAAAUGAAUCAAGAUGAUGGGUUAUGUGAGAUUGCUGAAGAAAACUUGUCCAGGCCUGUGAAAACCAUCACUGUGUAACAAAAGCUAUUGAGUGUGACACGGUAGCCUUCAUGUUUGUGUUCAGGUCAGUUUUCUCUUGACAUAAGAAUAUAAAUGUGUGUAAACGGAGCCAACACUACAGAUCUUUUCUGAGUCGUUUUGAGACAGGAAAUGGCUGUUCCUGUUUACAUCUCUUCAUUUGUGUGUGCUGGGAGAUAUCAGACAGGUUGUGUUUUAAGUGAGGAGUAAGGAGCCCUUGGCUUCACAUUAGACCUUUUUUAAUGUUUAGAAAACAAGAAAGCUCCUCUAUGUUACAGUAACACCUACACUAGAGUAUACAAGUGCCUUACUAAUGGUGAGUUCUAACACAGUAAAACGGAGUGAGAAGAAAUGUGAUAUAUGCACUUUGAAAUGUGACAAAAUUAACAUUAUGAAUUAAAGUUUUUUUUAGUGAUUUUGUACUCAUUAUCUUAACAGCAGCAAAGAGAACAAAUACCCUUUCAUAGCUAAAUUAAAUGUUUUUAUAGAAAUUAUUUUUCAAAUAUUAAACAAACUGUGUUUUUAUUUUAAAGUCUGCAGAAUAGAUGACACUUGAACAGAAAAUAUAUAGAUAUAUUAAUUGUAUUUACUUGUACCCCAUUCAGAUAAUGUAAGUAGAUUGUACAGAAUAUAAUCACAAUAAUAAAGACUGAUUGUUAUAUCUUUAAAAUGUG
This is a messenger RNA of Gymnodraco acuticeps, 2937 nucleotides long. Its product is annotated as leucine-rich repeat-containing protein 58-like. The transcript is spliced from 4 exons. NCBI's taxonomy places the organism in Eukaryota, Metazoa, Chordata, Actinopteri, Perciformes, Bathydraconidae. The record is from RefSeq and is a predicted model, not a curated record. Gene Ontology annotation, molecular function: protein binding. Bases 301 to 1362 code for a protein of 353 amino acids.